AUGGCCGGUUUGGUUAGGACCACAUCUAGAUCGGAGUCUCAAAACAGUUUCUUUGGUAGCUUCUCUAAUGGACAUUCUAGCUUGGUUGAAUUUUUGGUGCAUUAUGAUAGUGCUAUUGGUGCACAGCGGCAUGCCAAAGCAAAACUAAAUGUUGAUUGUGAAGCUUGUUUUCCCGUGUUGAAGACACCAUUGGCGUUGGAGCGGCAUACCAUGGGUGUUUACACAAUUUCUGUGUUUUAUGAUGUUCAAGAGGAGAUUUGUGCAGCUUGUUUUUCUUGUCAAGUGGUAUCUUUGAGUGAUUCUAAUGGUAGUGUGUCUUACGUGAUAAAAGAUGGUGACCAUCGAGCAUGGGCUAUCAAUUUAGUUUUGGAUGAUAAUUGUGCAAGGUGUUCUUGCAAGAUGUUUGAGAGGAUGGGUUUGUUGUGUAAGCAUAUCUUUUUUGUUUUUAAAGAUCAUGGUCUUGAGAGUAUUCCUUCUAGGUAUUUGGUGCAUCGGUGGACAAAGGGUGCAUGUUUGCACCCAAUAUUUGAUAUUGAUGGUAUAGUUGUUGAUUGUUUGCACCCAAUAUUUGAUAUUGAUGGUAUAGUUGUUGAUCAAUCUCACCCAAUAUUUGAUAUUGAUGGUAUAGUUGUUGAUCAAUCUACGAAAGUGGAGAACGUUAGGCUGCUUACUAAUCUUAUGUGGUCUGAUAUUUAUGCUUGUGUGGGGUUGGCUGAUGGUAAUAUUGAUCGUUUGUCACAGAUACGAAGCGUUAUUAAUGAUCAAAGGAAAUUAUUUCUUCAAGAUGGGAGUGAUAAUGGCAGUAGCGUGGCUGUUGGUAGCAAGCAAAGUGUGAUUAAUUCGUUUUGUAAGUCUAUGUCCAAGGCCUUUUCAGUGGAAGUGCACGACCCUGUCAAAGCUAAGAACAAGGGUAGUGAUAAGCGAUUGAAGAGUGCAAGGGAGAAAGCUGCAAGCAAGUGUGCAAAGCAAUCAAGGAGAUGCCACACUUGUGAUGAAUAUGGCCAUAACAGUAGGACAUGUCCUUUAAAUAAUUGA
Ipomoea triloba (trilobed morning glory) is the source of this 1035-nucleotide messenger RNA. RefSeq lists its product as uncharacterized. NCBI's taxonomy places the organism in Eukaryota, Viridiplantae, Streptophyta, Magnoliopsida, Solanales, Convolvulaceae. Gene Ontology annotation, biological process: regulation of DNA-templated transcription. Gene Ontology annotation, molecular function: zinc ion binding; nucleic acid binding. The coding region runs from base 1 to 1035 and encodes 344 amino acids. The record is from RefSeq and is a predicted model, not a curated record. The transcript has a single exon.